AUGCCCGCCCAAACCAACGGCACCCCCUCAGGCCCCGUGCCCCUCUGGAUCAACGGCAAAGAAGUAACCACAAGCACGACCUUCGACGUCCAAAACCCAACAGACAACGCCCCCCUCUGGCCCUCCUCCUCCGUCUCCAAAAAAGAAGCCCAACAAGCCGUCGACGCCGCCCAAACCGCCUUCAAAACCUGGCGCCAGACCAAACCCUCCACCAUCCAGACCAUCAUGCUCAAAGCCGCGGACCUCAUGUCCCAACGCCGCGACGAACUCGCCACCUACAUGCAGCGCGAAACGGGCGCCCUCCGCCCCUUCACCGACUUCAACAUCGACACCACCAUCGACAACAUCCGCGACGUCGCCGGCCGCGCCGCUGACAUUCACGGCAUCAUCCCGCCGACCAAAACCCCCGGCCAGGGCGCCUUCAUCUUCAAAGAACCCUACGGCGUCAUCCUGGGCAUCGCCCCUUGGAAUGCCCCGUACAUCCUCGGCGUGCGCUCCUUCCUCUACGCCCUCGCGGCAGGCAAUACGGCGGUCGUCAAAGGCCCCGAACUCUCCCCCCGAACCUACUGGGCCAUCGGCUCUAUCUUCCAAGAAGCCGGCCUCCCUGACGGCGUCCUGAACAUCAUCUACCACCGGCCCUCCGACGCCGCAGAAAUCACCAACUUCCUGAUCGAACACCCGGCCAUCAAAAAAGUCAACUUCACAGGCUCCACCCUCGUCGGCUCCCUCAUCGCCUCCAAAGCCGGCAAGGAGCUCAAACCCGUCCUGAUGGAAUUGGGAGGCAAAGCCUCCGCCAUCGUCUGCGCCGACGCCAACAUCCCCCACGCGGCCUUCCAAUGCGCCCUCGGCGCCUUCCUGCACGCGGGUCAAAUCUGCAUGUCGACGGAACGCAUCCUCGUGGCCCGGGAGAUCCUCGAACCCUUCACCAUCGCCCUCAAAGACGCCGCGGACAAAAUCUACGCCGCGGAUGCCGACGCCCCCGUCCUCAUCGCCAAGCCGGGCGUGCAGAAGAACCAGGCCCUCCGCGAGGACGCCCUGGCGAAGGGAGCCAGGAUCCUUCACGGCGCCGGCACCAACGACCAAGAAACCUCGCCGUACCGCAUCCGCCCCACGAUCCUCACAGACAUAACUAGAGAAAUGGACAUCUUCCACACGGAAUCCUUCGGCCCCACAGUCUCCCUCAUCCCCAUCUCAAGCGACGAGGAAGCCAUCGACCUGGCCAACGACACCGAGUACGGGCUGUCCGGGGCCGUGUUCACGGAGAGUUUGGCGAGGGGGUUGAAGAUCGCGAGGGGCGUGGAUAGUGGUGCGGUGCAUGUGAAUAGUAUGACGGUGCAUGAUGAGGCGUUGUUGCCGCAUGGGGGUGUCGGGAAGAGUGGUUGGGGCAGGUUUAAUGGGCAGUGGGGCAUGGAGGAGUUUUUGAAGUUGAAGACGGUUAGUUAUAUGGAGUAG
Messenger RNA from Zasmidium cellare ATCC 36951, 1452 nucleotides. RefSeq lists its product as uncharacterized. Gene Ontology annotation, molecular function: succinate-semialdehyde dehydrogenase (NAD+) activity. Bases 1 to 1452 code for a protein of 483 amino acids. NCBI's taxonomy places the organism in Eukaryota, Fungi, Ascomycota, Dothideomycetes, Mycosphaerellales, Mycosphaerellaceae. The record is from RefSeq and is a predicted model, not a curated record. The transcript has a single exon.